Molecule: messenger RNA, 1566 nt
Organism: Exaiptasia diaphana
Lineage: Eukaryota; Metazoa; Cnidaria; Anthozoa; Actiniaria; Aiptasiidae
Exons: 6
Coding region: 96-863 (255 amino acids)
Molecular function (GO): DNA-binding transcription factor activity
Source: RefSeq, a predicted model, not a curated record
AACACUGAGCAUUGAUUUAUUCAUCGGACAAACCUACAAAUCCGUGAAGGUUAGGAGAUUUGUCCGCGACAGGUUUGUSAGUCUGCACGAUAGAAAUGACUCAGAGUUAUAUAGUCGAUAGCUUGGAAGAAGCUCAAAAAUUCAUCGAAAAAUGGGAAGCUAARGAAGGAAGAAAGCUGAAGUGUAUGAGAAUGCAGAAGGGUUUCGGCAAUUCGAGUAUAUUUGACAAGCCGCACCGUGUCCAAUGGGGAAUCGARGGUUUAGAAAACGAUUUAAUACCACAUUUGGUAUUAGCGAACAAGGUUCUUGGCUGCAGUGACAAGAAGGAAAAGAAAAAGGGCGGGACUGCCAAAAUCAUCAUCAGAGAAAUCAUGAAAUUUCCAAAGUACAAACUGAAUAAAGACACAGAAAAAAGAAGAAGAACUAUGUCUGAAAAGCUAAGAAGAGACAUGAAGGAGCACAAAGAUGAGGGAAGAAGGCUGUUUUGGGUGUACUUUCCAACGCAGCAAUGUCAUACAACGUCUAUGGUCAGUGUUGAAGGUCCAUCUACUUCRGAUACUAGAAAAAAGAGAAAAUUACAAGAUGACGACAUAGAAAUUAUAGAACCAGACAAARUGAUGACCAAGCGCAACAUGACUUCCGGACAGAACACUCUAUCAAAUCAAUCUAUGGUCCGUGUUGGUGAAACUCCAUGUACAUCAGAUGCUGCUUCCAUGGAAGACUCAAGAAUAAGAGGAGACAGAAAUCAUCGACUUCGCAGGCUAGUAACGAGGUCUUGGGAUCAGGGAUCAGCGUCAUUUUUUGGACUAUUUUGGGAUCAGGGAUCAGGAUUUAGGCUKAGGAUCYGGAUCAAAUGGAUUUAACCUGGGAUCAAAGGUUUUUCAACUGGGAUCGGGAUCAAUGAUAUUUUUCAACGAUUCUGUAARGGGAUCAGGGAUCAAAAUGUACGGAGUUUUGGGAUCGGGAUCACGUUUUUAGGCCGUUUUGAUCCGGAUCAACAGCAAAAAAAUAUACCUCGUUACUAGCCUGGACUUCGACUUCRACUUCGACUUCGAGUUACAAAAUAAAAAUAUAACAGACCUUUGGAAGGAGAUUCCCACUUCCUGAUAAAUAUUGUGCAGUCCCUACCUAAGCUAUAAAUAAACCAAAUUAUCAUUUUGAGAAAUAAAUAACAUUUUUCAGAAUUGGAAUGAAGUAAAAAAAAACUGUCAAAUAGAUAUUACCGGUAGUACAGUGCCUAUACUAUGACAUCAUGAAAUAAAAUUUAAAUAGUUUAUACUAACAAAUAGUUUUAGUCGACUGCAACAGUCUUAGUAACAUACAUGAACAUACAUUCUGCACACUUGAGAAAUCGAAUCACUUCCAGGCACCAUGUUUUGCAAGCAUGAAAGUCUUUAUUUUUUACUCGCACAUGGGACUCCCCAAGCAUGUAUGCACAGGGAGCCCAUCACAUAACAGAAACAAUACCUCAUUACAACUGUUCCAGUUGAGUGAUAGCAACUAAUAGUCACUAAAUUGAAGAACUAUUAGGAUAACUAUUUAGAUGUUUUUAUUUCAUGGACAUAG